Messenger RNA from Vairimorpha ceranae, 996 nucleotides. RefSeq lists its product as hypothetical. NCBI's taxonomy places the organism in Eukaryota, Fungi, Microsporidia, Nosematidae. The transcript has a single exon. The coding region runs from base 1 to 996 and encodes 331 amino acids. The record is from RefSeq and is a predicted model, not a curated record.
AUGUUAAACGCACUUUGUUCAGAUAAUCAGCCUAAAGACCCUAUUAAUUGUCAGCCAAAUUUUAAUACACAGAUUGAAAAUCCUAAUAUAUUUCCAAUGCCCUCCAAUAGGCCCAUAAUACACCAAGAAAACUGUGAACCCAACCUUAUUAAUCCACCAACUAUGCCUAUUUUAUCGCCAGGUAUUAAUACGGCAUCUAUCUGUAAUCCCCAUGUCGCUUCUAAUAUUGCUCAUCCCUCAGUAUCGACGAAUAUAUUACAACCACCACUGAUACCUAACCAUUCAUAUCCUAUAAUUCCUCCAAUUCCUCUACCCUCAACAUAUCCAUCUAUAUCUUCUACAGUACCAUAUUCAUCUAUAUCUUCUCCUACGCCUUAUAAAUCUAGUAAUUUCAUGUAUCCAUCAGUACCUAAUACACAUUUAAGCACUGCACCAUCGUUUAUACAAAACCAAACACCUCGAGUUCAUUCAGAAAUAACGUUAUCGAAUAUUCCACUAGAAAAUAUUAUAAACAAUGGUAUACCUACAGGACAGAGACUCUCAACUGUACUUAACGAAAAUCCUAUAGCAAAAACACAAUUAAUAAACUUCUUAGAAUAUAAUGGUGUACCACCACCAUGGGAUCAACUUUUAGAUUUCGAAACAACCCAACACCACCAACUUCCCGAUCCAGACAAUUUAUUCAGGAAGAUUCGUAAACAGCUUCUAACAUUUGAUAAUGUUAGAACGUGUAUAGUCGAAGCACUUGUAGUUAUUGAAAAGUAUAUCAACAGAGGUAAGGCGUAUUUGGCAGAAGAUCUAAAAGAUCUUUGCCGUGAUAAAACGCUUCUAAAAAAUAUUUUGAAAAGAUUACGUACCAAACCGGCUUAUGAAUUUAGAAGUGAACUGUUUAAAAGAUAUGCUGAUAUAAAAUGUAAGAGUCUUGCUACACAGAAAUCCUUCCGUAAAUUGCGAGAUUGGCUAUUAAAAAUUAAGAGGCGGUUUGCCACGUUAUAA